AUGCUUUGUUGUGUCUCAACGCCGACGCCCCAGCCAAUCGGACCUUCCGGGACUUUCGAGCCAACCGGGCCUGACUUACUUUUUGGCACGUUAACACGACGGCCUGAAGAUGGCAUUCUUGUGCAAAUAGACCGUCGAAAAGGGGGCAAGACGAAUCCCACGACUGCAGCCCCAUCCGCCCACCCCCUUUCAACAGCUUCAAUCCCAAAUAACUCUGCUCCCUCGCGGACUGGACAAAGUCGCAAACGCAAAAGCGACUUGUGCACCGCCGCCAUCUGUCGACAAGGCCUCCGGGGUUCGAGACCCCGUGCGUCUCGUUACGCGACUGUUACGCAGCCAGCCCAGACCCUGGCAACCGGUGAUCGGUUCGCAUGUCCACAAGAGUACAACUGA
Protopolystoma xenopodis is the source of this 393-nucleotide messenger RNA. NCBI's taxonomy places the organism in Eukaryota, Metazoa, Platyhelminthes, Monogenea, Polystomatidea, Polystomatidae. The record is from the annotation of a GenBank genome assembly.